This is a messenger RNA of Striga hermonthica, 516 nucleotides long. The record is from the annotation of a GenBank genome assembly. NCBI's taxonomy places the organism in Eukaryota, Viridiplantae, Streptophyta, Magnoliopsida, Lamiales, Orobanchaceae.
AUGGUUCACAAGGGAGUAAGGCCCAAUCAUUUCACCUACCCAUCUGUUCUCAAAGCGUGUGCUGAGCAAUCAACUCUUGAUUUCGGAAGAGAAGUUCACAAAUCUAUCGAUGCUAGCUCUCUCAGGUGGGACUUGUUUGUGCAGAAUUCAUUGGUAUCCAUGUAUGCAAAGUGUGGCGAUCUGGAAACCUCCCGUUGUAUUUUCGAAACAAUGCCGACUAGGGACCAAGUCUCAUGGAACUCAAUAAUCUCAGGAUAUGCCUAUAGAGAUUUGUGGGAUGAGGCUUUUAAGAUUUUUGAAAGGAUGAGAGCAACUCGUACGGACAUAAACAUCAUAACAUGGAACACUGUGGCUGGAGGAAGAGAACUUCAUGGAUCGGCCAUUCAAAAUGCUUCCAUUGACUAUGAUAAUGUGAAAAAUGCACUGAUUACCAUGUAUUCCAGUGGGACCAUCCCGAAGAAGCCACGUAUCUCUUUAAAGAACUGUUGCUUGUCGGCAUUAAACCGAAUUUCGUGA